Messenger RNA from Ilex paraguariensis (yerba mate), 2620 nucleotides. The record is from the annotation of a GenBank genome assembly. Lineage: Eukaryota; Viridiplantae; Streptophyta; Magnoliopsida; Aquifoliales; Aquifoliaceae.
GCCUCGCCCAUAAACUGUCACUUGCUGUUUAUAUAAGCACACCGACCUAUAGACAAUGUGUUUAUGCCCGUGUGUUGUAUAUGUGGGCAUUGAGCCUUUUCGAUUCUGAUUUUCUCUCUCCUGCUAAAAUCUCAGGUCUGAGCAUAUAAUCCGAUUGUCUCUGUGGGCAAAAUGACGGCUAUUAAACUUGGUGGUGCACUGAAUUUUGGAAUAACUGGUACCAAAUAUGAAAGAAGAGGAAUUGAGAAACCUUUUGUUGCGAAAACCUCAGCUCAAGUUCGUCAUCACUCUUACAAUGGCGGAAUGAAUGUAAGGAAACUGAGAUUCAAUAAUGUGGUGAAGAAUUGUGGGUUAACCAGUGGUGAACAAGCUCUGGAUUAUGAGUUGGAUUCUUCAAAUGUGGAGGAAAGGUUAGCUUCAACCCGAGAGAGGCUCAUAGACGGUUCAAACGAAGGAAUCAUUGCGUUGCAGGGGACUUCAAAUGAUCAAUCACUGACGCAAAGUGUCCAAACUGAGCUUAUAAUGCUCUCUUUACCUGCUAUUGCCGGACAAGCAAUUGAACCCUUGGCACAACUUAUGGAGACAGCCUAUAUUGGCAGAUUGGGUGCCUUGGAGCUGGCAUCAGCUGGUAUUUCCAUAUCGAUUUUUAAUAUAAUAUCCAAGGUAUUCAACAUUCCUCUCCUUAGUGUUGCAACUUCCUUUGUGGCCGAAGACAUCUCUAGGCAUGCGAGCAAGGAAUCUACUUCAGAUGAAAGAAAGCUACUGCCCUCAGUCUCUACUGCCUUGGUGUUAUCACUCGGAAUUGGUAUAUUUGAGGCUGCAGCAUUGUAUUUUGGAGCUGGACUGUUUCUCAACAUGAUGGGUAUAUCAGCAGCUUCACCCAUGCGCAUUCUGGCACAACAAUUUCUUAAGCUUAGAGCAUUUGGUGCCCCAGCUGUUGUACUCUCCCUGGCCAUUCAAGGCAUCUUGCGUGGAUUCAAGGACACAAAGACCCCUGUAUUAUGUCUAGGACUUGGCAAUUUUGCAGCUGUAUUCUUAUUUCCCAUACUUAUGUAUGUUUUUGGCCUUGGUGUAACUGGUGCAGCCAUCUCCACUGUUGUAUCUCAGUACAUAGUUACCUUUUUGAUGAUAUGGUAUCUUAAUAAGAAGACUGUACUCUGGCAACCCAAUUUGAAAUGUUUACAUUUUGGAGGCUACCUAAGAUCGGGUGGUUUUCUUCUUGGAAGAACGCUUGCUGCUGUUAUGACCGUAACUUUGAGCACAUCAAUGGCUGCUCGUCAAGGACCAUUAGCCAUGGCCGCCCAUCAGAUAUGUUUGCAAGUAUGGUUAUCUGUAUCUCUCCUUGCAGAUGCCCAAUCUGCAUCUGGCCAGGCUCUUAUUGCAAGUUCUUUCGCAAAACAGGACUACAGAAGAGUAAAAGAAAUUACUUAUUUUGCUUUAAAGGCAGGAUUGUUUACUGGCAUUUUCUUAGCUGCAAUAUUGGGUGUGUCUUUUGGUUCUUUAGCUACGUGGUUCACCACUGACAUGGAAGUGUUAGGUAUUGUUAGAUCCGGGAUACUGUUUGUCAGUGCUAGCCAGCCUCUCAAUGCUCUAGCUUAUAUUUUUGAUGGUCUCCAUUAUGGUAUUUCAGAUUUUUCAUAUGCUGCUUACUCAAUGAUGGUCGUGGGGGCAAUGUCAUCUGCAUUUCUGCUAUAUGCUCCUUCAGUUGUUGGUCUUUGGGGAGUUUGGUCAGGUUUAACUCUUUUCAUGGGCCUGCGUACUGUUGCUGGAUAUAUGAGAUUAUCAUCAGAAAAUGGUCCGUGGUGGUUUUUGCAGGACAGCAAUAACGAAGGUUGGUUGAUAGACACAUCUGUUGAGCAUGAAUAAUAUAUAGCUGAUUUGCAAAUAGAUGUUUGAAACAUCAAAUCAUUCAUAAUGUAUCAAUUCCAUAACUCGGUUUAUUAACUUUUUCAUUUGUUUUGAACUACAUAAUAUUGAAACACAAAACUCUGUCCUUAUAGAAAACAUAGGUGAUAAGUCUACAGUUGAGCUUUUACCAUCAAGACUGAGUCAGGUUUGGCAAAAAUUCCUCUCAUAGAAGAAGUUUUAAGUUCACAAAAGGAUUAUACAAUUCAAACCUAUGGGUAAGCCUCAUAGUUCUAGGAUCAUAGAAGGUUUUUCAACUUACCUUUUAAAACUCAUGGUAUGUAUUUGCUCGACAAAAGAUGGAAGAAAAUAAAAAUAAAAAUGAGGGCCAAAAUGUGGUAGGAUCUACAUUCACACACCAACUAAGAAGAGAAGAUCAACUGUCUACCCCCAUUGGGAAUUGUAAUUCAAGUCGUGAGAAUGCUUUGUCCCGUCCCGCCUUUCAGCAGCACACGUUUCUGCUAAUGUACAUGUGGGUGAAAAAUGAGAUGACCCUUUCUUGACGUAUAUCAUGAGCACAUCUUUCCCUCCACUCCAACCACGAGUUUUUUUCCAUUACUCUUGUAUAUCGUUAAUCACUUCACUGCUUAUUUUUGCUGAUAUAUAGUUAUAUGUCACUAUUCUAUUAUUAAAGCUAAAUUACUGUCGUAUUCAUAUAUAAAAUGUUCAGUUUUCUGAUUAAUCUUAUUUCCAGAUUGCCAUCGUACACAACAUG